AUGUCCUCCACAACAACUUCAACAUAUACCACAACGACAAGGCACACUUUGUCAAGACGGCCCGGUCGUAGCGGAAUCGCGACGGCGUCGACGCCGAACUUGAAUCAGCUCUAUACAGCACAGUCGUCGCGCCUAGCACCCCCCCCCGUGCCGCCGUUGUUGCGCAAGCAGUCUUUUGCCGCGCUCACGCAGAAUUCCUUGGCCGCCAUCCCUGAUGACUCGGAGCGCUACGCAUACAACUCGGUUCUCACUGACACCACCAUGCCGUCGCCACUUACUCCGGGCCGCUUGGCUAGCGGCGACGAAAUCGUAAUUGGGGACACGGUCGAAGUCCCCGGAAACAUGACGGGCACUGUCCGUUUCAUAGGAUCCGUCGCUGGUCGCAAGGGCACCUUUGCCGGCGUCGAGCUGCACCCGGAUUUCGCGGCUCGCGGCAAGAACAGCGGCGAUGUUGAUGGCGUUUUCUAUUUCACAACAGUACAACCGGGUGCCGGCAUCUUCCUUCCGCUAUCUAAAGCCGUCAAGCGCGACUCUGCGAGUUCAAUCCCUCUUACACCAGCAAGCGGUGGAUUGAAAAUCGGCAAUCAGAACUCGACAAAUUACACACCGCCUACCCCCGGUGUGCCCAAGCUCAACCAGUCCGUCGGCCCCCCGCGCGCUACCAGCCCCCUUGGGAAGAAGAUGCGCCCUUCAUUACCACGUCCGGAAUCGCCCGUCAGAAGGCUCCAGACACCUGCUCCUCGUCCAUCCAUCGCUACACCAGCGCCCAAGGGGCCACCUGCCAGGUUUGGAAGUCCCACCUCAAACAAGUUUGCCCAGAGCGUGCGAGGCACAGCUGGCGACCCGAGCAAACGCGUUCCGGGGCACGCAAGGAAAGGCAGUGUCGGGCCUCGGAGCGUUUCGGUCUUGGGAAUGACGUCCAACCCGAACUAUACCGACGAUGAGACGACACCGGUCGGCAUACAGAGAACUCAAACGAAUGGCAGUGUCGGCUCUGUCUCGUCAUUCGGGUUGAAGGUGCGGCCAGUCUCAAGGGCCACGUCUCGGGCCGGUAACUAUGCCAACGAUGAGGAGAUUGAGAGACUCAGAGCCCAGCUGGAGGAUCGAGACCGCCAGCUUAAGGAUCAGGCCGCAGCAUUAGCCGAGAUGGAGAGCAGUCUCACAGAGCUCCAGGGGCUGAUUGAGAACUCGGAUGGGCCACCGCGGUCAAUGGCCCGGCGGAGUAGCUUGGACGAUAAGGACACGGCGCAGCUUCGCGCAUUGGUGAGGGAAAAGAACGAAAAGAUUGCCAUGCUUACAGCCGAGUUUGAUGGGCAUCGAGCAGACUUCAGGAGCACUAUUGAUACCCUGGAGAUGGCAAGCACUGAGACGGAGCGCGUGUACGAGAAGAAGAUUGAGGAGCUAAUGCAGGAGAUUCAAGAGCUCCAAGACCGAACUGCCGAUGUGGAUAACAUCGCGGCACAAUUGAAGCAGUUGGAGGAACUCGUGCAAGAACUCGAAGAAGGACUUGAGGACGCAAGGCGGGGCGAAGCUGAAGCGCGCGGAGAAGUCGAGUUCCUCCGCGGUGAGGUGGAGAGGACGCGCACUGAGCUGCGGCGCGAACGGGAGAAGGCACAAGCCGCUAUGAACGGUGGCGCUAACGGAGGCUCCAUGCUAAAAGAGCUGGAGCAGAAGGAGGACGAGAUUAGGGGCCUCAAGGCAAUCAUCCACUCGCUGAGCCGAGAUUCGGUCCCGAACGGCAACCCCAACAGAACCCCCACACAGCGCUCAGUGCCUUUUCGCCCGCACCAGGGCGAGUCGAUUGAGGACCGCCUCACCCGUGAGAAGCUCGACAGGGAAGUAGCGGAGCUCCGGGCACUGAUAGAGAGCAAGACUAGCCGCGAGGAGGAGCUGGAACGCGAACUAGAGGCCUUGCGCAGGGGAAGCAUCAUUAGCUCCAGCGGCCCGGGCCAGCGGGGGAGCGGCAUGACCAUUGUCCCUAACCAGAGGAGCUCGCUCCGCGACUCGCGCGGGACCGUCGUGAUGGCCCCGUCUCGCGCCAGCCUGGAGGCACAGCACAACCGCGGGCGCACGCUCGACACGAUGCCCGAGAGCGACUCGUACAGCACAGCGACGGAGCACAGCACGCUUUGGUGCGAGAUUUGCGAGACGUCCGGCCAUGACAUCCUCACUUGCACGAAUGUGUUUGGCUCGUCCGAGCAGCACCAACACCAGCAGUCACAAGGUGCCGGCGGGUUGAAUGUCAACAGCAACAUCAACAGACCAGACGGCGGCGGCGAGGACCUCGGCGGCUUCAAGCCCGCGCCGCUGUCGCCCAUCAAGACGAAGCCCGCGGCGCCCUCGGUGGCUACGUCUGCCACGACGCCCACCGCCCCGCAGCCGUCGGCCAGGACGAUCCCCAACCCGAUGGAGUCGGGCCCCGUGGCGGGCAAGGACAGCGGCGUGGUGGAUGCGGGCAAGUGGUGCGCGCUGUGCGAGCGGGACGGGCAUGACAGUGUCGACUGUCCGUUUGAGGACGCCUUCUAG
Canariomyces notabilis is the source of this 2526-nucleotide messenger RNA. RefSeq lists its product as uncharacterized. The coding region runs from base 1 to 2526 and encodes 841 amino acids. Lineage: Eukaryota; Fungi; Ascomycota; Sordariomycetes; Sordariales; Chaetomiaceae. Gene Ontology annotation, cellular component: microtubule plus-end; spindle; spindle pole body. The record is from RefSeq and is a predicted model, not a curated record. The transcript is spliced from 2 exons. Gene Ontology annotation, biological process: cytoplasmic microtubule organization; establishment of mitotic spindle orientation; nuclear migration involved in conjugation with cellular fusion. Gene Ontology annotation, molecular function: microtubule plus-end binding.